Molecule: messenger RNA, 5209 nt
Organism: Brienomyrus brachyistius
Lineage: Eukaryota; Metazoa; Chordata; Actinopteri; Osteoglossiformes; Mormyridae
Gene: fmr1
Product: fragile X messenger ribonucleoprotein 1
Exons: 15
Coding region: 719-2446 (575 amino acids)
Biological process (GO): regulation of mRNA stability; anterograde axonal transport; regulation of translation at postsynapse, modulating synaptic transmission
Cellular component (GO): neuronal cell body; dendritic spine neck; nucleus
Molecular function (GO): translation regulator activity; mRNA 3'-UTR binding; protein homodimerization activity
Source: RefSeq, a predicted model, not a curated record
AUCUGAGUCUGCUGUGUUGACGUGACUAUUCGUGUUCUUUCUGUGUAUCGUCUGUGAAUAUAUUGGAAUAAUAAAAGUGGGAGUUUUUGAGACCGACCCUGAUCACCUGUCGUAGGUCCUCUCAGGGUCUGUGGAGUUUUCGUGACUGUUAACGUUCUUUCUGUGUGUCGGCUGUGAAUAUAAUAUUGAAAUAAUAAAAAGAGGGAGUGUGCGAAGCUGACCCUGCUCACGUGUCUGGGGGGCGCUCUCCGGUUCUGUAGCGUUUACUUGACUACUAACAUACUGUGCAUCAUUUUGUGAAUAUAAUAUUGAAGUCUUUGAAGCCGAUCCUCGUCACGUGUCGGGGGUGCUCUUAAGAUCUGUGGCGUUUACGUGACUUCUUUCUGCGUGUCGGCGGUGGAUAUAAUGUUGAAUAAUAAAAGAGGGAGUGUUUGAAGUCGACCCUGGUCACGUGUCGGGGGUGCUCUCCGGGCCUGCCGUGUUUACAUCGCUGCGCUCAGGAGCGGCCGGCGGGGAGGACUUGCUUCUUGUAUCCGCGCUAUGCGCGUCGUCUUUCGCCGUCGGUCGGUUAAAAAGCCGGUCGCGCUACCCGCUACGCCGAGCAAGUAAGACAUCGCCGAGGAGAAGGAGCCGAAGCGUCGCCGCGGUUCCGGCGGCGGGCUGGGGGGUGCUGGUGUCCGACUCCCGUUAGCUAGCUAGCGUCUGACUGGCUGCAUCUAUGGAGGAGCUGGCCGUGGAAGUUCGAGGGGUGAGCGGAGCCUUCUACAAGGCUUUCGUGAAAGAUGUGCACGAAUCAACUGUUACUGUGGCUUUCGAAAAUAACUGGCAGCCGGAGCGUCAGGUCCCCUUCCACGAUGUCCGCUUUCUCCCACCCACGGGCUUUCAGAAGGAAAUCAAUGAGAGUGACGAGGUCGAGGUGUACUCCAGAGCCAACGACAAGGAGCCUUGCGGCUGGUGGCUGGCCAAGGUCAGGAUGGUGAAAGGAGAGUUUUACGUGAUUGAGUACGCAGCCUGCGAUGCCACGCUCAAUGAGAUCGUCACGCUGGAGAGGCUGCGGCCCGUCAACCCCAACAAGGCGGCCACCAAGAUCACCUUCCUCAAGGAGCGGCUCGAUGUGCCAGAGGACCUGCGGCAGAUGUGUGCGAAGGACUCUGUGCACAAAGACUUCAAGAAGGCCGUGGGUGGCUUCAGCGUCUCGUAUGAUUCCGAGAAGAAGCAGCUGGUCAUCCUGUCGGUGAACGAGGUGACGAGCAAGCGGGCGGCCAUGCUGAGCGACAUGCACUUCAGGAGUCUGCGCACCAAGUUGACCCUGAUGCAGCGGAACGAGGAAGCCAGCCGACAGCUGGAGAGCUCCCGGCAGCUGGCCUCCCGCUUCCACGAGCAGUUUUCCGUGCGGGACGACCUGAUGGGGCUCGCCAUCGGCACCCAUGGAGCCAACAUCCAGCAGGCCCGGAAGGUCGCCGGGGUUACCACCAUCGACCUGGACGAGGAGACGUGCACUUUCCACAUCUACGGAGAGGACCAGGAGGCCGUGCGAAAAGCCCGAAGCUAUCUGGAAUUCUCCGAAGAUGUCAUCAAGGUUCCCCGGAAUUUAGUAGGGAAAGUCAUCGGUAAAAGUGGCAAGCUUAUCCAGGAGGUUGUGGACAAAUCCGGAGUGGUCAGGGUGAGGAUCGAGGCUGAAAAUGAGAAGAAGCCGCCGCCGGCAGACGAGCAGGGGAUGGUGCCGUUCGUCUUCGUAGGAACCAAGGAGAGCAUCUCGAAUGCCCGCGUCCUGCUGGACUAUCAUCUCAACUACCUGAAGGAGGUUGACCAGCUCCGCAUGGAGCUGCUGCAGAUCGACGAGCAGCUCCGGCAGAUUGGCGGGGGGCCCAGGGCCUCGGCAGGACGGCCCGACAAGGAGAAGGGCUUCGGUGUGGACGACGGUACUGGCCCCCCUCGUGGGGGGAAACCCUUUGGCCGUGGGGGGCGUGGCCGACGGGGUCCCGCCUUCACCUCAGGCACCAACUCCGAAGCCUCCAAUGCUUCAGAGACUGAGUCGGACCACCGGGACGAGCUGAGCGACUGGUCCCUGGCCCCCACCGAUGAGGAGAGCAGAGGCUUCCCUCGCCAUGGAGAUGGGCGCAAGAGGGGCAUGGGUCUCCGAGGACGUGGUGGGAGGGGCCGUGGGGGAGGGGGCUACAAAGUUCCUGAAGACGUGCAGUGGAAUGAUUCCCGCCCACGCAGUUCCAGAGAUGUGAAAUCCAGGCCCCAGGAAGAUUCCCUGCAGAUUCGUGUCGACGGAAAUAACGAGAGGAGCGUCCACACAAAGGUCCUCCAGGGCCCCACCCCUGGAGCCGAGAUGGGUGGUGGGGGCCACCGGCAGAGGCCCGCCAAGGAGCGGGGCCUGAAGAAGGAGAAGGCAGAGGGACCUGAAGGGUCUCAGAUGCUGGUGAAUGGAGUGUCGUAGUCCAGCAGCCGCUCCCCACCGCACUCCUCCCCUCCCGCCUCCCCACUCUGCUCUGUCAAAUCCAGACGCUUGUUCAUUAGAGACUCGAUAGGCCAAAGAGAACGGGAUUGGUAGGGCUAUUUCAACACACUGGGGGAGGGUGGGCGCACAUGACAUUACUGUGUCUCCAGCACUUGCUUCAGUGGAAGGGGUGGGGUGGAUAGUGGUGUGUGUGGGGUCACUUCCUGCCCGCAGAGAGAGCGUUCGGCUUUAGCGAAAGGUAAACAGGAGACAAUUUGCAGGUGGAUUGCAGGUUAUAAUACUCUGUGUGCUCUUCAACAUCUAAAGUGAGCUAUUAUUACUAUUAUUAUUACUGUUAUUUGUUCCUCCUCCCCCCCCACCCCACUGUACAGGUUGAUGAAUAAGUUUUGUGGCUUUUUAGCCUUGCCAUUCUUUGAUCCCGCCCCCCCACAGGUAGCACAUCACAUGCUCGUUCCAAUGUGAUGUCACUGCUUUGACAUUAUUCGAGGGGAAAAAAAAAAGGAAAAAAAAAUCCUGUCUGAUUUGUGCCUUUAAUCUGUUGUGGGUAGUAUCGUGAUUGGACGUGUAAAUCAGGGAAGAAGGCUGGGGAUAACACUAAUGUAAUAUACUUGUAUUUAGAGAUGCCUGUUCCGCUGAUUAUUUUCCUUUUCUCAGAGACUGCAUGCGUUUCAUUACCAUUUUUUACAUUGGGCAAGAAAACGGAAUCGCCCGUGUUAUCAAAUACUGGUUUUUCCAUUAGCCUUGCACUGAAAUCUCCUAGGAAGCUGGCGAUAGAGCGGUUUGUUUGCCCGGGGGGCACUAGGAGGUGCUCGCCGUCAAAAGACGGAGGGACUCUCUCGACUUUGCUUUGCGGCUCGUGUGGAUGAACCAGAUGUAGCGCAAGCCACAGCAUCAAAUGGGUGUCUGCUGAUUAACUUAACGCGUGAUCGUUUAAUAUUCCACUUUUCCUUUUUUUUUUUCUUUUAAUUAAAACCGCGCUGAAAGACAGUUUAGGCAUAAGUGGGCAAGACUUCUGUUUGUGAACUAUAAGACUAGGUUGCUUUGUAGGGGAUCGCUUUUACCUUCGGUUAAGUAGACAUUCUGCUACCCGCUUCGUGAGUAAUGUCCUUGUACAGUGUUUAUAUUUGACAGGACUGUAGAAGCACUGACUAGGAUUCAGUGGCUCUGGUGGGUGGACUCACAGACGUCAUACUAUGAGAUCAUUCUCAGUCCCACGCCCCUUACUGAUUUCACUGAAAGCACGAGGGUUUCGACUAAGCCUGGCUGUCAUUGGAUGGAGAUGAGCUGGAGUUCAGGUGUAUGCAUUUGUGUGCACGCCUGUCAGAUACACUGUCAAGUUCUGUUGGGUAUAAGGCCGCACCCAUGCUAUUGGACGGCUGCAACACUGUAUAUUAUACCAUUGUUUAAAAAAUAGAUGCUGUUAUUUUGGACAUGUAAGGUAGGCCUUUUCUUCCCGUGUCAUUUUGCAGGUGUUUUCUUUUUUCGUAUGAAAUGUAAUAAACCUGAUGUGGUAUUUAAAAUCCUUUGGCGUGCACCGUCUGCAGUGUUUUGAAAUCGGGCAGCGGUUUUCUGGCCGAUUGUUCUUUUGGCGCCCCGGCCAUUCCAGUGAGAGACUCACUUCGCUCCUUGUGCACCGUCUGUCUUACACGAUCAGUGCUUGUGCAUUAAACCUUAGUUUACUUUCGAGGACUUGAAGCUGUUUAGAGCCAUGCCUCUUUUGACUUUCUCUGCCCUUUUAUUAUAUUUGUAAUAUAAACAUCUGACGUUACACGCGACUUCCAGUUUGGAACUGCUGUCAAAUUCCGUCCAACACCGCGCUCACUUGGUGCCGCCGGUCCAGUAGUUUUGGGUCGUGAUCUGCUUGCCGUCCGGUGGAAGAAUGGCUGUUCGGACAGGAAAGAGCGUUUUUACCAGACGUGACUUGUGAAUUUCUACCACAGGGUAACCGACUUGGUGUGACUUGUGAUCCUGCACCUUGGGAUAACCCACUCUGCAUGAUUGGUGAUGACAUGACUGGUGAACCUUCACCAAGGAGUAAUCAGCCCGGCGUGAUUGGUGAACCCGCACCUCGGGAUAACUGGCACCACGUGAUUGGUGAAACCCGCACCUUGGGAUAGCUGGUGCCGCGUGAUUGGUGAACCCGCCCCUUGGGAUAACCGGCUCGCUGUGACUCGUGUCACUUACAACAGCAGGCGCGCAGAUCUGUCAUCAUUUUUCACAUCCGUCGUUGGGUGCAGUAAGUGGGCUUUUGGUGCUGUGGUGCCAGUCUGUGACACCUUCUGCAGGAGAUAUCCAGCGAAGGCGUUGGCGACUGGAGAAUCACAGCUCAGGGCUGCCGCUUGACAGGCCCUGCCAGGCCGUUUACCAUCAGUGUUCUUAACGCCUUCGCGCCCGGCACAGAGAGCAAGCAGAUGGUCCUCGGAAAUGUCCUCUAAGUGUUGCCAAACGGGACGAUUUGUAGUUAUUUAUUUUGGGAAUGUAUAUGAAUUAAAAGAUUAAAAAAAUAAUCCGAUGUUUCUUGCACACGUUGUAGGCUGUCGUGGUAUAAAACUUCAAACAGAAACGUUGUAGAUACUGAACUGAGGUAGACUGACCUUGUAUAUUACUGCACUUUGGGCAAUAUUUUCUCUGUACAUAUUAGCAGAACCAAUUUGGGUUUUAUGUUGACAUUGUUUGGUUAUAGUGCAAUAUAUUUUGUAUGCAAGCAGUUUCAAUAAAUAAAGGUUGAUCUUUCUCUGCUAA